AUGUUGCAAACGACACUAACGACGCACCCAUUGACAUUCCCCGCCAUCUCCAUCACAUCCCCCACACCACCCCGACCACUAACACACAACACACAGGGCACCCCAUCAUCUCAGCCCUUCAGCUCUCCUUCAUAUCGUCUCUUAUACCGCGGGGCACUAUCCCUACCCGAUUCUCAUUUACUCCUCGACGGACUAACCUUCGCCGCCAAGCUCGACGACACACCCUCAAAACACCAUACCUUCAACCUCCUCCAGAACCCGCUAGCGCUAGCUCUAGAAAGUAUGCGUGGUCGUCCAACUCUGCGGUUCAUGGGUGUCGUACAACUUCGUGACGUGUACGUGGACGAAAGUGGUGGUGUUGAGCUAGACAUACACCCGCACGCAACACUCACACGAAUAUACCUAGAAAACACAUUCUGCCUUUCCCCCCUCCCUGCUGCAUCCUCAUCCUCCUCCUCCUCAAAACACACCAAAUCAGAGAUCGGCAUGAAAGUCGCUCUAGGGGACAGCAACGGCCCCGAAACGACCCAAAUCAUCAUAUACGCCUCACUCCAACCGCAACAAACUCUACUCACACCCAACACCACCCGCACCAUCCAACUAAAUGUCGGACGUCUAACGCCCCAUCCACCUGUACAACACCAUCUCCGCUUACCACGCCCAGACGACCCCAUACCGCGCAAGCCACCCGUAACCUUCGGACACGACCUUAAGAAAUCGGGGAGUCUUUCAUUGGUGGGGACGUCUUCGUCUUCUACCAGUCGAGAGCUCAAGCGCGUGGCGAGUGGAAACGUCCCCGGCGGCGCAACAGCACCCAAACGGCAAAAACUGAUGAGAGUGGGUAGCGUUGCUGAUCUCGGAAGCGGGGUACGCCUCGGUGGUGCUGGUGCCAGUGAGACGGGGCAGUUAUUCAAGAUCCCAGAAUUGCCUAUCAAGCACGCAACGAGCAAGGGAAAGGAAAAGGAAAAGGCAGACGUGUUUGGGGACGUGGAAGAAGUACCGACGCGUGUUAUAGGUGUUGGCGUUGAGAGCAAGUCUAACUCUAAGGGGGGAAAGAAAAAGGCGGAGGAUAACGAAGAUGCAGCGGCUAGUUCGGAGAGGGCGAAUAAGAAUCUCAUCAAGAAAGCAACAAUAGCCUACCUAGCACGCACAAAAGACCCAACACGGGCCAACAACCCUCCAAUCGACAAACACCACCCCGAUUUCAAGGAGCUUUAUGGGUUUGUGUAUAGAGGUGUUGGGUAUGCUUUGCGAGCGAAAAUGAAGUUGGGCACGACGGUGGAUCCUGAGCUCGUUGAUCGUUUGCUUUCGCGCGUCCACAUUAUACCAAAGAGAUUAAAGAAGACAACCACUUCUUUGUAUAAGAUAACACCCCAGGUUUACGAGUUCGUGUCGCUAGAGGGGUAUGCCUUGUACGUUAUAAACAGCUUGAAAGCCUACAUAGACCAAAAAUCACAAAUCUUGCCAUCUCCAAAGUCUGCUGUCUGA
Messenger RNA from Laccaria bicolor S238N-H82, 1488 nucleotides. RefSeq lists its product as uncharacterized. The transcript has 8 exons. Bases 1 to 1488 code for a protein of 495 amino acids. The record is from RefSeq and is a predicted model, not a curated record. NCBI's taxonomy places the organism in Eukaryota, Fungi, Basidiomycota, Agaricomycetes, Agaricales, Hydnangiaceae.